Messenger RNA from Acomys russatus (golden spiny mouse), 691 nucleotides. RefSeq names its product collagen alpha-3(VI) chain-like. Lineage: Eukaryota; Metazoa; Chordata; Mammalia; Rodentia; Muridae. Bases 1 to 675 code for a protein of 224 amino acids. The transcript has 11 exons. The record is from RefSeq and is a predicted model, not a curated record.
AUGUCCAUGUAUCUGGCCUUCAUGCCUGUGCCGGAGAAUUCAGUCCAAAACAUCCUUAUUUAUCAAAGAUAUCCGGUGGAACAGUCCAGAGCAGAGAACAGGUUUUGUUUACCUACUUGUCUUAUCUCCAAGGGCAACAGGGGUGGUCCUGGCCAGCCAGGCUUCGAGGGAGAGCAGGGUACCAGAGGUUCACAGGGCCCACCUGGUCCCAUUGGUCCACCAGGCCUGAUUGGGGAACAAGGAAUUCCUGGACCUCGGGGCAGUGGGGGAACUGCUGGGGCUCCUGGAGAACGUGGCAGAACUGGUCCACUGGGGAGGAAGGGUGAGCCAGGAGAGCCAGGGCCGAAGGGAGGCAUUGGGAACCGUGGACCCCGUGGUGAGACGGGAGAUGAUGGGAGAGACGGGAUUGGCAGUGAAGGACGUAUAGGCAAAAAAGGAGAAAGAGGCUUCCCUGGGUACCCAGGACCAAAGGGUACCCCUGGUGAGCCAGGGGCAGAUGGACCACCAGGACCCAAAGGCAUCAGAGGCCGAAGGGGAAAUUCAGGACCUCCGGGGGUUGUUGGACAGAAGGGAGACCCUGGCUACCCUGGGCCAUCUGGUCACAAGGGCAACCGAGGCGACUCCGUUGAUCAAUGCGCCCUCAUCCAAAGCAUCAAAGACAAAUGCCGUAAGUAGUCACCCUUCUGUCACC